UGUGCGGACCGCUAUAGCGGAGUAGCGGGGAUGGUGGCGCCGUGGUGCUGAGGGGAGAGGACGAGUCUUGUGAUCGGUGGAGGAGACCUGCAGGCUGAGGGAACCGGGCGCAUACCGGGAAGAUGUCGGCCAGCGCCGUGUACGUUUUGGACCUGAAAGGGAAGGUUCUUAUUUGCCGUAACUACCGAGGAGAUGUCGAUAUGUCAGAGGUAGAGCACUUCAUGCCAAUCUUAAUGGAGAAAGAGGAAGAAGGGGCACUGUCACCGAUCCUUGCCCACGGAGGAGUCCGUUUCAUGUGGAUUAAGCACAAUAACCUAUAUCUUGUGGCAACAUCCAAGAAGAAUGCAUGUGUGUCUUUGGUCUUCUCUUUUCUUUACAAAGUGGUCCAGGUAUUUUCUGAAUACUUUAAAGAGCUAGAAGAAGAAAGUAUACGUGAUAAUUUUGUCAUCAUAUAUGAAUUGUUAGAUGAAUUAAUGGAUUUUGGCUAUCCUCAAACAACAGACAGCAAAAUCUUGCAAGAGUACAUCACUCAAGAAGGGCACAAAUUAGAAACUGGUGCCCCUCGUCCACCUGCUACAGUCACCAAUGCUGUAUCCUGGAGAUCAGAGGGAAUCAAAUAUAGGAAGAAUGAAGUCUUCUUGGAUGUGAUAGAAUCUGUUAACCUAUUGGUCAGUGCUAACGGCAAUGUAUUGCGAAGCGAGAUAGUUGGAUCCAUCAAAAUGAGAGUGUUUCUCUCAGGAAUGCCUGAACUCAGACUUGGAUUAAAUGAUAAAGUUCUUUUUGAAAACACAGGACGUGGGAAAAGCAAGUCAGUGGAGCUGGAAGAUGUCAAGUUCCACCAAUGUGUACGCCUUUCUAGAUUUGAGAAUGACAGGACUAUAUCGUUCAUUCCCCCUGAUGGAGAGUUUGAGCUCAUGUCUUAUCGUUUGAACACACAUGUAAGUGUUGAGGUAAAGCCUCUCAUCUGGAUUGAAUCUGUAAUAGAAAAACAUUCCCACAGUCGCAUAGAGUAUAUGAUCAAGGCUAAAAGUCAGUUCAAACGCAGAUCCACAGCCAACAAUGUCGAGAUUCACAUUCCUGUGCCAAAUGAUGCAGACUCCCCAAAGUUUAAAACCACUGUGGGAAGUGUAAAAUGGGUUCCUGAGAACAGUGAAAUAGUGUGGUCUAUAAAGUCAUUCCCGGGUGGAAAAGAAUAUCUUAUGAGGGCUCAUUUUGGGCUUCCAAGUGUAGAGGCAGAGGAUAAAGAAGGCAAGCCUCCAAUCAGUGUGAAAUUUGAGAUUCCCUACUUUACUACCUCUGGGAUCCAGGUUCGUUACUUGAAAAUAAUUGAAAAGAGUGGCUAUCAAGCUUUGCCAUGGGUGCGCUACAUAACCCAAAAUGGAGACUAUCAACUUCGAACCCAGUAAGAAGAAUCCAUCUGUCUUUGGUUACAGCUUUGCUAUAAUUAGUUGAUACACCUGGUUAUUGUACUUUGCAGUGAAACUGAGGAAUUGUGCUGAAGACAAGGCAGUACAUGGAAAAUAUUGUGGUAUACACAAAUCUUGAUGAAGAUUAGGUGCAUAAAUAAAAAAAAAUGUGACAGUGGCACUGCUGUAAAACGCAUGUUUCUAAUUUUGAAGAGCUUUUUUGGAAAUGUGUUUCUGUCUAUGGUCAAUUAUACAAUUUUUUUAAUGUGCAAGAGGGUUUACCCUAUAUUCUAGCAAACUGUUUAUUAUCCAUUCUUUCUACAUACCUUAACUUCCUUAGCUCCUGGGAGCAAAUCUGAGCUCUCUGGAGCAAUUAGCCUGAAUGAAGCAAUGAACGAGGACCAAUAUUCUUUGAAGCCUACAUAAGUAAUGGCCUCAACAAAGUAAACCCUCAGUCUAUUUUAUUUUUUGUACGUAUGGUGGCUUUUGGCUUUUUUUCCCUUUGCAAAUAUGCUUUAUGUUUAACCAGGUCAGUGUUAAUAUAUUUUAGGCAAUCUCAAAUUAAAAGUUUUGUUUAAUAGUCUAUUGGUAGCUUAAGACAAAAUAAAGUGCCAGACACGCUAUUGUGGUGUUGAUGGCAAAGAUUCUUA
Messenger RNA from Pelobates fuscus (common spadefoot toad), 2056 nucleotides. Its product is annotated as AP-1 complex subunit mu-1. Gene Ontology annotation, biological process: intracellular protein transport; vesicle-mediated transport. Gene Ontology annotation, molecular function: clathrin-cargo adaptor activity. The transcript is spliced from 12 exons. The record is from RefSeq and is a predicted model, not a curated record. The coding region runs from base 123 to 1406 and encodes 427 amino acids. NCBI's taxonomy places the organism in Eukaryota, Metazoa, Chordata, Amphibia, Anura, Pelobatidae. Gene Ontology annotation, cellular component: clathrin-coated vesicle; clathrin adaptor complex.